Messenger RNA from Lentinula edodes (shiitake mushroom), 1260 nucleotides. RefSeq names its product WD40 repeat-like protein. The record is from RefSeq and is a predicted model, not a curated record. NCBI's taxonomy places the organism in Eukaryota, Fungi, Basidiomycota, Agaricomycetes, Agaricales, Omphalotaceae. Gene Ontology annotation, molecular function: protein-macromolecule adaptor activity; protein binding. Gene Ontology annotation, biological process: proteasome-mediated ubiquitin-dependent protein catabolic process. The transcript has 4 exons. Gene Ontology annotation, cellular component: nucleus. Bases 1 to 1260 code for a protein of 419 amino acids.
AUGUUGCACUUCGUAUAUCGAAACUUAUUACUCAUUUUAUUCUCAGUCUCAACACGACCAAUUCUUCAAUCUUUCGUAUCUUCAUAUAAAUCUGAUUUUUUCCGAUGCGACUCUGUUGAGAAUGGAUCAUUAACUCCACCUUAUGCCUGCUCUUACUCCCAUUCUGCAAAGGCAGGAAGAACGUCUCACCUGGCGGUAUCCACGGAGGAGGGCGCGGUGCACAUAUUCGACACCCGAAAACGGAGUGAAUGGGACCCAGAACCUAUUCGAACAACUCUCCGGCCUCAUGAUAAUGGUGUAUACGAUGUCAAAUGGAGCGCCUCUGACUCUUGUUUGGCUACGUGCUCUGCAGACAGAUCCAUUCGAAUAUCGUGCAUUAAUACCUCCCAAGUGCUGCAUACACUUACCGGCCAUGCUUCUAGCGUCAAACGCGCAGCAUGGCAUCCAUCGAAUGAUUCUCUAGUGUGCUCAGGAGGGCGGGACGGCAUGAUCUGUAUCUGGGACCUUCGUAUUCGACAAAGUAAUGCAUUAGGUCAAUCGUCUGUCUUCAACAUUCCCAAUGCACAUGAGUCAUUGCUGCCUAGCGGACGCCGCACAAAGCAACAUACGCCUAAGACUAUCACCAACCUGAUUUUGAAUGAAGGCAUGAAUCUGGUUAGCAGCGGAUCAUCAGAUGGAGUCUUACGUUGUUGGGAUCUACGAUUUUUGUCGAGUUCAACAAUACGUUCCACAGCCAAAUCCAAACGGUUCACGCCAUCCCUUUGUACUCCUACUGACCCCACCACUUUACAUGGAUCACGCCGACCUCGAGGAAUUCUGAGUUUGACAAAGGGUACAGGACCCAGUUCUGGACUGCUGUUCGCGCUAGGGGCCGAUUCGCGUAUCCACACUUACGUCGCGUCGUCUCUCUCGUCACUGCCUAUCAGCUUCACUGAUCCCAAUAUCCAAGUCAACGGUUCUUUCUAUAUCUCAUCGGCGGUUUCUCCAUGUGGGGAGUGGCUAGCGAGCGGCGGCGGGAAAAGCGCUCUAUUAUUCGAUAUUGCUGCAGCUGCGAAACCUUAUGCGCGAGCGUCGCCUGGUGUGGAACUGAAGGCCCAAACUGGUGAAGUAUACGCUGUAGACUGGGCUGAUGGGAUGUUAGCUAGUUGUGCUGAUGAUAGGACGGUUCGCAUUUGGAGGCCUGACGUAGACGUCUAUCGAAGAUGUUUGGAGGAUCCUGACGAUUACAAAUGGAAAUGGAGCUGGUCAGUUAGCAGCUAG